Molecule: messenger RNA, 1545 nt
Organism: Saccoglossus kowalevskii
Lineage: Eukaryota; Metazoa; Hemichordata; Enteropneusta; Harrimaniidae
Product: peroxisomal acyl-coenzyme A oxidase 3-like
Biological process (GO): fatty acid beta-oxidation using acyl-CoA oxidase; lipid homeostasis
Cellular component (GO): peroxisome
Molecular function (GO): FAD binding; pristanoyl-CoA oxidase activity; fatty acid binding
Source: RefSeq, a predicted model, not a curated record
AUGUUGGUACCCGGACAGACACCUCUAUUUGGUAGUUUUUCCCUCACUGAGUUAAGUCAUGGUAGUAAUGUAAAAAAUAUGAGAACCACUGCGACCUUUGACCCAGAAACAAAGGAUUUCAUUUUAAAUACGCCAGACAUUGAGGCUACCAAGAUAUGGAUGGGUAAUGUCGGUAAAACAGCUACUCACUCAAUAGUUUACGCACAGCUGUAUACGGCCGAUGGCAAAUGUCAUGGUUUGCAUAUGUUUGUUGUACAAAUACGUGAUACAAAAACUUUGCUUCCUCUGCCUGGCAUAAUGGUUGGAGAUAUUGGACACAAAUUGGGUCUGAAUGGUCUUGAUAAUGGAUUUUUAAUGUUUAACAAUGUUCGUAUUCCGCGUCAGAGUUUACUGAACAAGACUGGUGAUGUCACAAGUGCAGGGAAAUACACCACGCCAUUUUCGGAUCCUGACAAGAAAUUUGGAGCAUCGCUGGGAACUUUAUCUGGCGGUCGUGUUGGUAUUGUAAGCGUAUGCACAGGUAAUAUGAAACUAUGUGUUUCCAUAGCAAUGCGUUAUUCUGCUGCAAGAAAACAAUUUGGACCAACAAAUGACAAAGAAAUACCAGUACUAGAAUACCAAUUACAGCAAUGGCGUCUGAUACCAUAUCUGGCGGCUACGUAUGCAAUAGAAAUUUUCUCCAAACAAUUCAUGAAGUAUUUUAUAGAAUUGAAUAUUGGUACUUUACUUGGAUCUGAUACACUGGAUAUGGCUGAAUUUGGUAAAGAAUUGCAUGCUGUGGCAUGUAGUGGUAAAUCUCUGUCAUCGUGGUUGGCGAGAGACGCUGUACAGGAAUGCCGAGAAGCGUGUGGUGGACAUGGAUAUUUGAGUGAUGUCCAAAUUACAGCACCAAUGAAAACUGUGAAUUUUCUCAAUGAUGCUGAUAGAAUUCUUAAGUGGAAAUUCCAAGCCACGACAACUGUACAGUGUUAUGAUGCAGCUAUUUCGCUUGCUGCAUACAAAUGGCUGGUCUGCUAUCAACUCAAGGAAAGUGCUGAUAAACUAAAUAAAGAAUCCUCCAGCGGUAAAGAUGGAUUCGCAGCUCGUAACGACAGUCAGGCAUACUAUGCAAGAUCCUUAGCUCUUAUGUUUAUCGAGCAUACUGUAUUGCAGUGGUUUUAUGAUUGUGUUAAUGAUCCUGCAGUUCCACCUGGUUUGGCACCGGUGCUCAAAAAAUUAUGUGCUCUAUACGGUUUAUGGAGUCUGGAAAAACACAUGGCUACUUUGUAUCAAGGUGGAUACAUGAGUGGUCGUGACCCAGCUCGUCUGAUAAGAGAAGCCAUUGUCCAAUUAUGCCGUAUUUUAAAGGAUGAUGCUGUGGCGUUGGUGGACGUCAUUGCUCCUCGAGAUUUCAUUUUGAACUCGGCAUUAGGAAAAGCCGAUGGAGAGAUUUACAAAAAUAUUUUCAGCGCUAUUAUGAAAACACCUAAGGUUAUGGAACGACCUGAUUGGUGGAGAGAAUUCUGCAACAAACCAGUCCAAGGCUUACUUCGUGGAAAACUGUAA